UCAACUACACUCUGGUUCAUGCAGACAAGAAUGAACAACUUGAGGCCAUAAACCAACAAGUCAUGAUAUGGCGGGUAAAACCUUGGAAAUCUUCCAAAUUUGUGAGAGCUCUACAAACCAACACUUUCAAUCAAACUAAAACCCAACAAAUCAUUGGAAAAACAACUUCAUCUUCAACCCAAAUCCUAGAACAAUUGGCCUUUUCAUUGCAUUCAAAUGGCACAAACCUCAAACAUGUUUCAGAGAACUACAUCUCUCUCAUCCAAAAUUCAAAUUCUACAGAAGAAAUCAGAAGCAUUCAUACCCAUAUGAGAAAUCAAGGUUUUCCUUACCUAAGAUUAGGCAAUAAGCUCAUGAAUGCGUAUUUAAAACUUGGCAACCUUGUUUAUGCACACCAACUGUUCGACUAAUUGCCUCAGAGACAUGUAGUUGCUUGGAAUGCCAUGAUUUCUUGCUAUAUUAGGCAAAAUAGGAGUCCUGAAGCCGUGGCUUUGUAUAAACGGAUGGCGGUGGAGGGAGUUUGUCCGGAUGAUUUUACGUUGUCCUGUGUCUUGAAAGCGUUUUCUGAUCUGGGUCUUGUUUGUGAUGGCAAGAAAGCUCAUGGGAAAGCGGUUGUUUUGGGGUUGGAGGUUUCAAAUGUGUUUGUUGGAAGUGCCCUUGUUGAUAUGUAUGCCAAGCUUGGUCAAAUGAGGAAUGCUCACUUGGUAGUGGAUCGAGUUGUGGAGAAAGAUGUGAUCUUGUUUACUACUUUAGUUGUUGGCUAUGUUCAAAAUGGGGAAGAUUGUGAAGCAAUGAAGGCUUUUAAUCAGAUGAUUAAGGAAGGAGUUAAGGCGAAUGAGUACACUUUUACGAGCUUAUUGGUGAGUUGUGGUAACUUGAAGCAUUCAUGUCUUGGCAUGUUAAUACAUGGGUUUAUAAUCAAAUGUGGUCAUGAGUUUGGAGUUUCUCCGCAGACUUCACUUCUGACCAUGUACUCGAAAUGUGGCAUGGUUGAUGAUGCACUUAAGGUUUUUGAGCAUCUUGUUAACCCAAACUUGGUGACUUGGACAUCCCUUAUUGUUGGUCUUUUGCAGAAUGGUAGAGAGGAAGUUGCCCUAUCCAAAUUUUGUCAAAUGAUGCGCAGCUCUGUACUUCCAAACUGUUUUACCAUGUCUGGGGCUCUUGUUGCAUGUUCCAACCUUGCAACACUUGACCAAGGGAAACAAAUCCACACCAUUAUACUAAAAUUAGGCUUACACUUAAAUAAGUUUAUUGGUGCUGCUCUGAUUGAUUUCUAUGGGAGGUGUGGCUGUGUGGAACUUGCUAAGCUGGUUUAUGAUGGCUUGUUUGCCCGUGAUCUGGUGCUUGUGAACACAAUGAUGUAUGCUUAUGCUCAGAAUGGUUUUGAACACAAAACACUUGAGCUUUUUCAGCAAAUGAAUGACUUGGGGCUUGAACCCAAUGACGUUACCCUCGUUAGUGUUCUGUUAGCAUGCGACAAUGCAGGGCUGGUUGAUGAAGGCCGUCGCAUCUUUGAUUCUUUUUUUGGCUAUCGUAAUAUUCGGAUAACUAAAGAACAUUAUGCUUGCAUGGUAGAUAUUUAUGGACGUGCUGGAAGGCUUCAGGAGGCAGAAGCACUAAUAAAUCAAGCUGAUAAUCCAGAUAUUGUUUUGUGGAGGACUCUGCUGAGUGCUUGUAGACUCCAUGGAGACAUUACCAUGGCAGGGAGGAUAUUUAAUAAAGUAAUUGAGCUGUCUCCUAAAGACGAGGGAAGCUUAGUUCUAUCCUCCAAUCUUUAUGCAUCAAAAGGUGACUGGAAUCAGGUUAUUUGUGUAAAGUCUUUGAUGAGAGAGAAUAGACUGAAAAAGAGUCCUGCUAUGAGCUGGGUGAUCAUAGGCGGAGAGGUUCACACUUUCAUGGCAGGGAAUUGCUCCCAACCAAAUUUUAAAGAAAUAGAUUGUAUAAUAAAGGAACUGAUGAAGAAAGUUAAGGAGUUGGGGUAUGUUCCAGCUACUGAGUUUGUGCUACAGAACCUGAAUGAGAAGGAGAAGGAGCGGUCCUUGUACUAUCACAGUGAGAAACUAGCCAUAGCCUUUUCCCUAUGGAAGACCUCUGGGAAAACCAGCUGCAUUAGGAUUUACAAAAAUUUGAAAGUUUGUGGGGAUUGCCAUGCUUGGAUAAAGUUAGUUACAAAAGUAGUCGGGAGAGAGAUAAUUGCCAGAGAUACCAAGAGAUUUCACCAUUUUAAGGAUGGGGUUUGCUCUUGCAAAGAUUAUUGGUGAUCUAAUCAUUACAAGAUUGGUAAGUGAAGGUAGAAAAGUGCUAUGUGAUCUCACAAAUUGAAUGAACACCUGUCGCAUCAGCCCACACUGCUAAUUGAUCUACCCUAGCUAGCUCUUGCGGUGCUGCAUGAAGUUCAGUCAACCAUUGUGUGUUUUUGAGCAAGGGCUCCAAAUAAAGAGGAGGAAGGGCAACUCCUAUCCCAUUUCCCCUCGGGUACCUGAAACAACUUGGUCUGUCAUCAAUAGCUGCUGCAGUUGCAACCAUGUG
Molecule: messenger RNA, 2529 nt
Organism: Chenopodium quinoa (quinoa)
Lineage: Eukaryota; Viridiplantae; Streptophyta; Magnoliopsida; Caryophyllales; Amaranthaceae
Product: pentatricopeptide repeat-containing protein At5g65570-like
Exons: 2
Coding region: 444-2261 (605 amino acids)
Biological process (GO): RNA modification
Molecular function (GO): protein binding; RNA binding; zinc ion binding
Source: RefSeq, a predicted model, not a curated record